Molecule: messenger RNA, 1275 nt
Organism: Aspergillus glaucus CBS 516.65
Lineage: Eukaryota; Fungi; Ascomycota; Eurotiomycetes; Eurotiales; Aspergillaceae
Exons: 1
Coding region: 30-1100 (356 amino acids)
Cellular component (GO): cytoplasm; nucleus
Molecular function (GO): protein binding
Source: RefSeq, a predicted model, not a curated record
GCGGGAUUGAAUUCAUCUACUUUCCCGUAAUGGCGCUCGUCCAACUACCUACUGAGAUCCUGUGGACCAUCGCAUCAUGCUUUUGCCACCAAAGGGACAUUUACGCCUUGAUCCGGACCAAUCGUCAUCUAUACAAAACACUCAUCAAGUUUUUGUAUUGCUUUCAUGGCCAGUAUAAGCAUGGAGCCGCGCUCUCUUUUGUCGCCGAGCGGAACCUCUUUUUACAAGUUCAAAGUUUGCUGGACGGGCUGAAUGCUGUCCGCAACCAGCCUCAAGCAUCCCUGGCAGUGAUAGAAGCAACGGAAGACAAGGCGCCAAAAAUGUACGAAGAAGAAGAAGACACGGUGCCAAGGAGAAUACGAAAAAGAUGGGACCCCAUGGAUCCUUACUAUCAGGAUAUUUUUACCCACCCUCUUUUCCAACAGGGAUACAGCAUACCGAGUGUUGUGAAUAUCCAGCACGCUCUAGUGGUGGCAAUUCAGGGUGGCCAUACCGAAACCGUGGCCGUCUUGCUGGAUUUUGGUGCACAGGCCAACUUCUACUAUGGGGGACGCGUUCAAUGCCCAAUUCCUCAACAUACUCGCAACUGGUGGCAUGAUAAGGAGGUUGACUACCCGCCCCUCUUCACUGCGGUGCAGUUCGGGAAUCUGGAGCUAGUAAAGUUGCUGCUUCAGCGUGGUGCUGAUCCAGAGCUGUAUGUCCCUUCACCGUUAUAUCGCGCUGUGAAAGAUGAUCAACGGGAUAUUAUCCCUGUAUUGCUCGAACAUGGCGUGGGGCCGCAAGCAACAGCGUUGAAGCUAGCUGUACUACAUGAGGAUGAGUCUAUGGUGAGACUUCUUCUUGAUGAAGGAUUAAAUGUUUUACAGUACGGAUAUGCUGGACUCUACACUGCUAAAAUGAAGGGUGACCAGGAUAUGGUCGACUUGUUGGAGUCUCGGGGUGCGACCUUGGCUGCACUUACUGACGUUGACAAGGAAAAUUGGGCGGAGGAGGACGGGGAUGGCACUCGUCGGCCAAAUUUUCACCGUAUGUUUAUUUCCGACGAGACCGAGAUCGAAGAGGAAGAGGAGGAUGACGAGGUUCAGGAUGAUGAGGAUUGAUUGGGUACCUUUUCUUGUAUCACACAUUUUUCAAAUUGGUCCCCUUCUCUCUCUCUCUCUCUCUCUCUCUCUCUCUCUCUUUCUAUUCCUGGUUUUACAAACGAAGAUAUGCACAACUGCACAACUGUACAGUAGAUAUGUACAUAGAUACAUGCAUAUGCCUAUCUAACAGCCC